AUGCUCUCCCACGCCGACCUCCUGGACGCCAGACUCGGGAUGAAAGAUGCGGCCGAGCUUCUGGGCCACCGGGAAGCGGUGAAGUGUCGGCUGGGCGUGGGGGGCUCCGACCCCGGGGGUCACCCGGGCGACCUGGCCCCCAACUCGGACGCUGUGGAGGGGGCCACCCUGCUGCCGGGAGAGGACAUCACGGCGGUGGGCUCCAACCCGGCCUCGCUGGCCGUCAGCGCCAAGGACCCGGACAAGCAGGGGGGCCCGCCGGGCGGCCAGAACCCGGGCCAGGCGGGCGGUCAGCAGCAAGGGCAGCAGAAACAGAAACGCCACCGCACCCGCUUCACCCCGGCCCAGCUCAACGAACUGGAGAGGAGCUUCGCCAAGACCCACUACCCCGACAUCUUCAUGCGGGAGGAGCUGGCCCUCCGCAUCGGCCUCACCGAGUCCCGCGUGCAGGUGUGGUUCCAGAACCGGCGGGCCAAGUGGAAGAAGCGCAAGAAGACGACGAACGUGUUCCGGGCCCCGGGGACUCUGCUGCCGACGCCGGGGCUGCCCCAGUUCCCCUCGGCCGCCGCGGCCGCCGCCGCGGCCAUGGGCGACAGCCUGUGCUCUUUCCAUGCCAACGAUACCCGCUGGGCAGCGGCCGCCAUGCCCGGCGUGUCGCAGCUGCCGCUGCCCCCGGCGCUGGGCCGCCAGCAGGCCAUGGCGCAGUCCCUGUCCCAGUGCAGCCUGGCCGCCGGGCCGCCCCCCAACUCCAUGGGCCUGUCCAACAGCCUGGCGGGCUCCAACGGCGCCGGCCUCCAGUCCCACCUCUACCAGCCCGCCUUCCCCGGCAUGGUGCCCGCCUCCCUCCCCGGCCCCAGCAACGUGACGGGCUCGCCCCAGCUCUGCAGCUCCCCGGACAGCAGCGACGUGUGGCGGGGCACCAGCAUCGCCUCCCUGCGCCGCAAAGCGCUGGAGCACACAGUGUCCAUGAGCUUCACCUAA
This is a messenger RNA of Ornithorhynchus anatinus (platypus), 981 nucleotides long. RefSeq names its product orthopedia homeobox (gene OTP). Gene Ontology annotation, biological process: neuron differentiation; regulation of DNA-templated transcription. Gene Ontology annotation, molecular function: DNA-binding transcription factor activity, RNA polymerase II-specific; DNA binding. The transcript is spliced from 3 exons. NCBI's taxonomy places the organism in Eukaryota, Metazoa, Chordata, Mammalia, Monotremata, Ornithorhynchidae. The coding region runs from base 1 to 981 and encodes 326 amino acids. The record is from RefSeq and is a predicted model, not a curated record.